Molecule: messenger RNA, 2457 nt
Organism: Strongylocentrotus purpuratus (purple sea urchin)
Lineage: Eukaryota; Metazoa; Echinodermata; Echinoidea; Camarodonta; Strongylocentrotidae
Product: aminopeptidase N-like
Exons: 9
Coding region: 454-2457 (667 amino acids)
Biological process (GO): proteolysis; peptide catabolic process
Cellular component (GO): cytoplasm
Molecular function (GO): peptide binding; zinc ion binding; metalloaminopeptidase activity
Source: RefSeq, a predicted model, not a curated record
UAUCGCGAUCAACCUAAUGAGUGAGAUGUCAAUGGACUGGAGCAACAUCGGGAGAGAAAGAGGAGCACUCCGGAAUUAGGUCCCUUCCGAAAUUCGUAGCUCUGAGAGAGCCCAAAAACGAAAUGCAUUUGUUAAUGUGAAAUAUCUUUUAUUGGUGGGAAAAAUGUACAUUUAAUGAGCCUAGAAGUCGUUGAUGGAUGUACCCCAUGAACAGCAAUCUAUACAGGAUGCCGAAGCCAAACCAAACAUUAAUUCAAUUUGGUGUCAGAUUCUGAGGAUUUCGACAAUUUCAGACACAAAGAUUGAGUAUUAAUAUCGCCGGAUUAAAGGAUUGUGUUACUGAGAGAAACGCGACCUGAUUCUUGCUUUGCCCAGGAGGGUUUGGGUAUCGAGUUAGUGCGAGGGAAUUGAGGAAUUUCUCAAUUUUUGGUCGUUGAUUGUGGUUCGUGUAAGAUGUCACGGUCACCUGUGAGCGACAGACCGUUGGAGAGCGGGAGGGAGAACGGGUGUUGUCGACAAACUAACGAUAAGAAAAAGAGCCUGCAGCUCCUUCAUCACAAGACAGACUCGCAGAAGCCGCUGGUAGCGAGAUGUGAAUCGGAAGGGGUGGAAAUCACAGCGGUAAGGAUGCCAGGGAAACGAGAACACAUCGUUAACUUCGUCUCACGGUCACGUAAGGGCGCGGGGGAGGACGAAGUCCGCGUGUCGGGAGGAGGUUAUCGACAUCACUCCCGUCGUUGUCCACCAAACUGCAUGAAGAGCAUCCUUUGUUUUGCCGUCCUCAUCCUCCUUAUCAUCACUUUCGUAUUAGUCGCGCUCCUUGUACGGAGUACAUGCGAUCACUUUUUCAACAAGCCCUCAAACACGAGUGCUCCGGAUACCGUAGUUACACCAAGAGUAGGUCUGGUUUUCGAGCCAUCAGCCUCGCCAUUGGUGUGGGAAAACUUCCGUUUACCCACCGACCUGAAGCCGUCCCAUUACGUACUCAGCAUUAGAACUGACAUUCACACGGGCAUCUUUGCUGGGAACAUCACCAUUCAUUUUGGAUGCCUCGGGAGCACAGAUAUUAUCCUCCUACACACGAAAGAGUUGAAUUACUCGGUCGAAUCAUUCCGGUUUGUAACAGAAGGUGGUAAUGAAGUAGUCCCUCUGAAUGGACCGCCGACAUUCUAUGAGGAGAAUGACUAUCUGGUUCUACGGACCCUCUCCCCCUUGGAGCAGGGAGAGAGAUACUCACUUAGUAUGCAGUAUGUGGCCAAAUUCAAUGCGAAUCUUCUUGGUCUCUACCAGGGCAAGUACGUCACGUCCCAAGGAGCCACAGAACACUAUGUUGCAUCGUUCCUCUCGCCUAUCCACGCUCGACGCGUUUACCCAUGCUUCGACGAGCCCGCCUUCAAAGCUAACUUCUCCAUCAGUAUCAUCCAUCCCGUCGGCUACAGCGCCUUCUCCAACAUGGACGUCGUCGACCAGCAGACAAUUCCGGCGAGGACGCCCGACGGCGAGGUGUGGGAGACGACGUCGUUUAGAACCACGCCCGUGAUGUCGACCUACCUUGUUGCGUUCGUCGUCUGCAAAUUCCACAGCAAGACGAGGCUGGUCAGAGAUGGGGUUGAGUUCCGAGUUUGGGCAAGAGAAGAUGUGAUUGACCAGGCAUAUUUCGCGCUUGAUAUUGGAGUCAGGCUUUUCAACAUUCUAGAAGAUUUCAGCGGCUUCGAUUAUCCAUUGCCCAAAUUAGAUAUGAUAGCCCUGCCACAGCUUGCGGUUGCCGGCAUGGAGAACUGGGGUCUCGUGACAUACCGAGAAGAGUACAUGCUCUACGACGAAAGAGAGACACCAACAGAAACCCUUCAGGAGAACACUUUCAUAAUCGCCCAUGAACUCGGUCAUCAGUGGUAUAGCAACCUGGUAACGCAGGUGUACUGGGACGAGCUCUGGCUGAAGGAAUGCUUCGCUACAGUCAUGGGAAAGAUUGCCCUCGAACACCUCUUCCCAGACUGGGCCAUGUGGGAUGAGCAGUUCGUGGUAAAGGAAUUACAGAUGGUGAUGAAGCUGGAUUCCUUAGUGACGUCACACCCUAUCCAGCAGCCGGUCACCAGGGUGGGUGACAUCAUGGACAACUUUGACAUGAUCAGUUACCAGAAGAGCCCUGCUAUUCUCCGUAUGCUUGAACACAGCAUUAGAUACGAAACCUUUAAGGAGGGCUUAGAGGUAUUUCUUCGCAACAAACAGUAUGGCAACGCAGAUGCAUGGGAUAUUUGGCGAGCGAUUACAUCGGUGACUCAGGCUCACGGACAGUACCGGGACAUCAGCGAUCUGAUGGCCCCAUGGUUAGGUCAGAUGGGCUAUCCCGUAGUGACGGUGUCACGUGACUGUGGGCAGGACAUGGUAUGUCUUCAUCAGGAGCACUUCCUGUUGGACAAGGGCAAGGCGGAAGUGGAUGAAUCCCAGUACAAGUAA